AUGGAAGACAGCUUGGUUUUGUACAUCUGUGCUGUGUCUCUUGGGGAUGGUCUGACUGGCAGUAGGAAAUUCAAGAUGAGGGGGGUUGAAGUGGACGAGAACAAAUUUUACAGAAGAGUUUGCAAGUUCUUUGCCCAGACAACGUUGAAGACUGUUGCGUCCUGGGUAGCUCAGCUUAAUAAUUUAGUGGAGGAACAGCCUUAUCCUGCACUUGUUCACUUGCCUUCAUCCUACCUGGACUGCUUCAUCUCUGUCAACCCGAAUCCAGAGGAACAUACUCAUCAGCCAGUGCUCAUCAUGGCUUUCCGGGGCCCUUACGCUAACUCAGUGUGGCAGGAGAUCACAGGGCCAUCAGAUUUCCAGCUGGCAAGGCGGACAGAUCCAGCAUCCAUCAACGCCCUUUACCUUGACAGUCAGGACCAGCCCCUGCUGUACUCACCCCGUCUUGCCAAUCGCUUCAGUCUGUUGGGACUUCAAAGGGUGCAGCUCUCCAGGAAACAAGCUCAAUCUUUGGGUCUCACCACUAGGCAGGUUGCAACGUUUUGUCAUGCUCCCACAGUGUCUCUGGAUGGAGAACAGGUUGAGCUGUCCUCUCAUUGCCUGGUGCUGCUCAUGAGGAGAGAAAGCACAGUUAGAUACUCUUCCAGACUCCCGAUAGGUCUGAUGAACGAGCUUGUUGUAGAAGGCCUUAUUGGAUCAAUCCAGGCAAGAUUCACAGAAGCUGUUGGGCCAGAAGUCUGCUUUUACACCAUACCUUACUCUAAAAACCAUCAUAACAUUCUGGGUGGGCACAUGUGGACCAUUCCAGAGUCCAGCCACAUGGUCCUGUCCAAGCAUGCGUAUCCCUCUUGUCCAGAUGCAGAGCAGGUGGUGAUUCUCACACUGACUGGUCAAAACAUUAUGGAGAAUGAAAUAAAGUUUCUUCAUAAAGUUCUCAGGAGAGAUCCAGCAGGACACGAGGGAUUUGAGUUGCUGGCACUGAAGUGGGUGUCCCAGCUGUCCCGGCGACAGGCACAAGAGUUGAGUCCUUUUGAGAUUGGGGAAAGAGAAUGGCAAAGCAGUGUGCAAAGUCUGACAUCCACUCCUGCCCUGAUCUUGGCUCUAAGAAGAGUGAGGGCAUUCAACAGUCUACGCCAACAAUUACAGCACAAUUAUCCAGGAACCCUUCAUGUUUUGAUGUCCCCCACUCCUGAGACAGCUUUCAGACAGACCUGCCUCUUCUUCUCGGAGUCAGAAUUGGUCCCUGAUCACAGCAGUCGUCCAUUUCUGAAAUUCCUGCCUCCUUAUCACAUUGACACUUCAGGUCAUUUGCUUUACAGUUACAUGACACUGGGCCCAGAGCCACUUUUGACUCUGGCUCUGUUCAAGCCUGGAGCCUGGAGACACUGCUUUGGUAAAAUUCUAACCCUAAUCAAACAGAACGGAUAUACUCUAGUGGGCUUGCGUGUACUUCUGCUGGACUCAAGAAUGGCAAACGCACUGAUACAUUCACCAGAGAAACAGGAUCCCACUGAGGAGUUGGAGUAUUUGAGAUCUGGGCCCUCACUAGCUUUGGGUUUACUGAGAGAGAAUGCCGUAAUGAGGCUGUGGGAACUUAUGGGUCCUGAGGAUCCCAUUGAAGCCCGUACUGUAGACCAGACACUAUGGAGGGCCCAGUUUGGCUCUGACAGACUCCAUAAUGGCAUCUAUGGAUCUCAAUCUUAUCGAAAGGCUGUAGAAGACAUAAAGUUGGUGUUUCCAAGAGGCGUGUGUUGCGCUGAAACUUCCCUUAUGAGAUACGAGCAGAUAUCAAGUUUGUAUUCGGAUCCCGAAGCUAGUUCGGACUGUGAUCAUUCGCACUCCCUCCGAACUGCUGUCAAAUUUUCAUCAGAAUUUGGUCAAGGCAAUCUGCGAUCGACCUUUGUAAUGAGGAUGGGAACUGUUGUUGUUUAUUGUGUUUCAGUGCCAGCAGGGCCUUUGGUCUGCACUGCUCUUUAUCAGACCACCUGCCUGCUGAUACCAUCCAGCCUCCUCCAGCAGAGUCAGCCUCCACUGUUCUCAGAACUGCUGCAGAGGCUGCUUAGGACAGGCUGCCAUCUGCUGGAAGGAAGGCUUUGCAUGCUAGGAGAAAAACAAAGACGCCACGUUUGCGAGUUACUGAGGGCCUCUGCUGGUGAAGAACUUUUAUGUGAGGGUCCCUGCCUUGCCAUUGUUUUGCAAGCAGACAAUGCCGUUACUUGUUUUGACAUCAUUCUUGAGAGAAUUUGUAGGGAGAGACCUGACUUCUGGAGAGUAACGAGGGAAUUUCUUUACCCACGCUUUAAAAAAGAGGCUGUGAAAUUGCUGUGUUACCUGUUUGACGAUCUUGGUCUUGACAGCCAUCACCACGUAGCAUAAUAACCAGGAGAUAUUGACAAUAGGUAUCCAGUGGUGAACAUUUCCUUUUCUGUAGUUCACAUCAUUCAACUGUAUUUACACAAUGAAAU
Danio aesculapii is the source of this 2465-nucleotide messenger RNA. RefSeq names its product dynein axonemal assembly factor 8. The transcript has 17 exons. The record is from RefSeq and is a predicted model, not a curated record. Lineage: Eukaryota; Metazoa; Chordata; Actinopteri; Cypriniformes; Danionidae. Bases 1 to 2376 code for a protein of 791 amino acids.